This is a messenger RNA of Parnassius mnemosyne (clouded apollo), 1908 nucleotides long. The record is from the annotation of a GenBank genome assembly. NCBI's taxonomy places the organism in Eukaryota, Metazoa, Arthropoda, Insecta, Lepidoptera, Papilionidae.
AUGGAGAGAUUAAUCAAAGGGCAACAAGAAUUGUUUGAACAAUUAAGAAAAGCCGAGCGCAAUCUUAAGAAGGCGAACCAUGAGGUUCGGGCAAAAUCUAGUUAUCUGAUAGCAAGAAUGGAAGCGUUAAACAAAUUGGAAGAAGCUUUCAACCAGAAUCAUCUUGAAAUAGUUGCCAUAGCAACGGAGGAGCAAAUGGAAACGUUACAAUAUUUUCAAGAUGACUUACAGGAUAGCUUUCAAGAAUCUUUUAUACAAUACAAAGCUUUGUUAAAGGAAUAUCUAGAUUAUACCGAUCAAAACACGACUAUACAUGCGAUAGACGCAAAUGAGAAUGCAUCAAACAAAAAUCAAGGAAACUCUGAGGUGCAAUUACCUAGAAUUCAACUUCCUAUUUUCUCAGGAAAAUACACCGAGUGGCAAUCUUUUUAUGAUAUGUUUGUCUCAUUAAUACAUGAAAAUUAUACACUAUCAGCUGUUCAGAAAUUGCAUUACUUAAAAUCGAGUUUGUCUGGAGAACCUGAAGUGCUUCUGAGGAAUUUUGCUACUACAUCAGCUAAUUACAAAGAAGCAUGGGAGCAAUUAACUAAACGUUAUAAUAACAAAAGGUAUAACUGCAAUGCUAUAAUGAAGACAUUAUUUGGACAAAAGAAUAUACAACACGAAUCUGCGAAUUCCAUUAGACAUUUGUUAGACACAACAACUUCUUGCCUAAAGGCUCUUAAUAAUCUCAAUAUUGGUACGGAACAAUGGGAUGCAGUUAUAAUUCAUUUGGUAGUGUCAAAGUUGGAUCAUGAGUCACACCGACAGUGGGAAAAUUAUAUAAGUACCGCAUCAGAUGAAUUACCUAAAUGGUCUCAGUUAGAACAAUUUUUAGAAACGAGAUUUAGAACUUUGGAGAUGAUCGAUACAAGUAAGCAAACUACAAGCAAUAAGAUGACCAUACAAUCAAAAGGUUUAAAUCAAGCGGUAAAAGCUAAGGCAUUUCAUUCAGCUUUGAAUGUAAAACAGAGUUCAUCUGAACAGAAUUGCGCGAUGUGUAAUGGUUCACAUUUUAUUUAUUACUGUAUUCAAUUUAAAAAGCUACCAGUUCUUGAGAGACAAAAUAUUGCACAAACUAAAAGGCUUUGUUUCAACUGUCUAGCACCUACGCAUCCUGUAUACAAAUGUCAUCAAAAUACUUCUUGCCGCAAGUGUGGUAAAAAACAUCACACUUUGCUUCAUUUUGAGAAAGGGGAUAAAGAAGCUUUUAACAUAUUAAAACAAAAUGAUUCAUCUAAAGGAGAACCUCAACAAUGUAAUAAUGAAGAAACUUCUACAAUGAACGAGAGGAACGUAGUAGCUAAUUUUUCGAGACAAGAUUUAAAAAAUUAUAAUGUAUUGUUAGCGACUGCUGUUGUAAAAUCUAAUUCUAAAAAUGGUUCUUAUGUGAUUAGAGCGUUGCUUGAUCAAGGCUCGCAAGCUUCUUUUGUUAGUGAAGAUACUGUACAAUUAUUAGGUCUUAAGCGUACAAAUGUAAAUGGUAAGGUGUCAGGUUUGGGAGAUGGUCAAAUGGUGAUUAAACAUGCAGUUAGUAUUGAAGUCGAGUCGCGUCACGUCCCUGGGAAAGUUAUAUGCGUCAAUGCGUAUGUAUUAAAAUCACUUACUUCAUUAUUACCAGGUCAUGAAGUACGUAUACCUGAUUGGCUAGAAUUAAAAACUUUACCUCUUGCCGAUCCAGGAUUUGCAUCACCGGGAAAGGUUGACAUAUUACUCGGUGCUGACGUAUAUGGAGAAAUAUUGCUAAGUGGUAAAGUAAUAAAAAAACAUGCCGGACCUGAUAAUGUGACUCGAGUCGUUAGUGUUAAAUGUAAGGGAGGGUAUUUAAAACGCCCUGUUAGUAAGCUUUGUGUGUUGACUAAGUCAUAA